UCGUUGGACCAAAGCUCACAGUAAGACUGUAAGAAUAACCAGUUUAAAUUGAGCCUGCUUUGCAGCGGUAGCUACUACCAAAUCAUCUCAACAUUGCUUGCGAUUGCUUGCUAGCUAGCUAGUAGCACGACUGGUACGAUGACCAAUUAUCCAUACUCUUCCCCACCACCACCGCCUUCACCACCGUGUAAUAGCUCAACUUCCCCAGUGCUCCUCGCUCCACCACCACCUCCACAUCCACCACCAGCAUGUACAUGUAACAAAGCUACUCCAACACCCCCACCACCGUCACCUUCAUCUUAUUACUCCCCACCAUUUGCUUCAUUAUCACCACCGCCACCGCAGCCACCUUCAUCUCACUAUUCUCCACCACCCCAAACCCCAUCACAAACUCCACCAGUACUUCCAUUACCUUCACCGCCACCACCACCACACUUUUAUUAUUCCCCACCAGUACUUUCACCGCCACCACCAAAAUCAAACCAUCCAUCUUACUUUCCAUCACCACCGCCUCCUUCAUCCGACUACUCACGACCGCCGCCACCAUCACCACUUGCACCAUCUCCAUACCACUUUCCGCGAACUCCACAUUCUUCACCAGUAUCUCCCUUGGCAAGCCCUCUUAAUCAUCAUAAUUCAAUUCCUCCGAAUUAUUAUGAUUCAUCACUUGCACCAGCACCUGGCUUGUUGCCAUCUAGCAAUGAGCCACGCACACCUAUUCUUACCGCCUGUGUCUCCGUAGGCGGUGUAUUUUUCCUUGCAUUUAUAGUAAUUGGUCUCCUUUCCACGGCCAUGAAGAAGAAAGUGCCAAGACUGCCAGGAAGGCCAAGCAUGUCGCCUGGGCCGGGUCAACCCUCUCGUCAAGAGUUUAAAAGCGAGCCCGCACAACAAGUUCAAGAACUUAAGAGCAAGCCCGCAGGCCCUGAGCACGUGAUUGAAAUGGGCGAUCAUGAUUCAGAGGUGCAAAAGGUACCGAUUCCUCCGGAUCACGUUGCUGGUGACAUUGUCGAGCAAGCUGCUCCACAGCAAACCAAUAGCCCAAAUGUGACUGACAAGAUUAGUUCGAAUACAGAGAUUGGCAAGCCUUUCGAUGAACAAAGUUUGAAUGACAACAUGGAUGAUCCCCAAGGUGCAGAUGAAGAAAAAUUAGAGAAGAACGGAAGGAGGAGCCUAGGCGAUGACACUGUGACAAACAAUGCAAAUGCAUCUCCAAAUGUUGGGGAAGGAUCAGCUAAAGUUGAAGAAGAACCGAAUGAAUCAAAAAAGAAACUUCGCCUACCCAAGAGAAGCAAGCCUUCGAGUAGUAGUGAAAAGAAGGGGAAGGGAAAACAAAAUUAUUCAGGAGCCCUUCAAGUUUUUAAUGUUGCAUCUGCUUUAGAUCUAGAUGUGCCAGAACAAGUUGAAGAUGGGGGAAAAGAUACAGAGCAAAUAAGUGAAUCAGAAGCUAAAGACGAUGGUUCAACUAAUGUAGAUAAAACUCAUAAAAGUGAACAACCAAGGGGAGAUGAACAAGAAGACCAAACUGGGGCAAACAAUACAGGCUCUGCCAAAGAUGUGGAGGGAGGAUCUAACGUUGCUGGUGAGACUGUCGAACAAGCUGCUCCACAGCAAACCAAUAGCCCAAAUGUGACUGACAAGAUUAGGUCGAAUACAGAGAUUGGCAAGCCUUUCGACGAACAAAGUUUGAAUGACAACAUGGAUGAUCCUCCAGGUGCAGAUGAAGAAAAAUUAGAGAAGAACGGAAGGAGGAGCCUAGGCGAUGACACUGUGACAAACAAUGCAAAUGCAUCUCCGAAUGUUGGGGAAGGAUCAGCUGAAGUUGAAGAAGAACCAAAUGAAUCAAAAAAGAAACUUCGCCUACCCAAGAAAAGCAAGCCUUCGAGUAGUAGUGAAAAGAAGGGGAAGGGAAAACAAAAUUAUUCAGGAGCCCUUCAAGUUUUUAAUGCUGCAUCUGCUUUAGAUCUAGAUGUGCCGGAACAAGCUGAAGAUGAGGGAAACGAUACAGAGCAAAUAAGUGAAUCAGAAGCUAAAGACGAUGGUUCAACUAAUGUAGAUAAAAGUGAACAACCAAGGAGAGAUGAACAAGAAGACCAAACUGGGGCAAACAAUACAGGCUCUGCUCAAGAGGUGGAGGGAGGAUCUAAUGCAACUGGAGAAGAUUCGAAUGAAUCCAAAAGGAAACGCAACCUGCCCACGAACAAAUCUUCGAGUAGACGGAGUAGUAGGGCAAAGGAGGGGAAAGGAAAGUGUCCUAAAGUUGGCCAAAUUCUAAAUGUUGUACAAACAUUUGAUGUCGGCGACGUGGACCAAUCUCUAAGUGGUGAUAACAACGAAGAGCAGGUGUCGGAAGCUGAAGAUGAUAGCAAAGACGUGCUUUCUGAAGGUUCAAAUAAUGCAGAAGAUGCAGUAGGAAAGCCUACUGCGGAAGUGCAAGAAGAUCCGGAAGAUGGCAAGCUUCCCAGUCACCAAACUGAUACAAACAACACAGACUCUGCCCAAGAUGUGAAUCAAGGAUCAGAUGCUAUUGGAGAAGACAAAAAGAAAUUCAGCCAGUCCCAGAACAAAUCUUCAAAUAGUGGGGCAAAGAAGGGCAAAGGAAAGUCUUCUGGAGUCCGUCAAAUUCUAAAUUUUGCACAAACAGUGAAUCCACGAAACGCGGAACAAUCUCAAGAUGGUGAUAAUGAUGCCGAGCAAGUAAGUCAAUCGGAAGCUCAAGAUGAUGAUGACGAUGAUAAUGACGAAGACUUGGUUCAUGGUGGUUCAAAUGAUGCUGAAGAUAUGGAAGAAAAACCAACUGAGGAUGAGCUAGAAGAAGAUCAGGGUGAUAACGAGCCUCUCAGUCGCCAAAUUGAGGCAAAGAAGAUGGACUCCGCUCGAGAUGUGAAUGAUGCAAUUGGAAAAAAAUCCGGUGACUCCAAAAACAAGCUGUGCAUACCUGAGAAGAACAAAAAUCCACGCAAUGGUUCAAAGAAGAGAAUGGAUUCCAGAAUUCGUCAAGGUAUAACUGCAGGAGAUACUUCUGGUCUAAAUGACGCGAAACAAUCUCAAGAUGAUGGUAACAAUGAAGAUCAAGUAACUGAAUUAGAAGGUGAGGAAGAUGACGGGGAAUUGCUUUCAAGUGAUUUAAAUAAUCCAGAAGAAAUAGAAGAUCAACCAACUGCCGAUGAGCAAGAGCCUCACCAAGCUGGGACAAACAAUGCAGACUCCAGUCAAAAUUUUGAGGAAGGAUCUAAUGCAGUUCGAGAAGAAACAAAUGAUUCCAAAAAGAAAUUGCGCCUACCCAAGGAUAUACAAUAUUUGAGUAGUGGUGCAACGAAGAGGAAUGAUCAGUCAUCUUCCAGGAGGGGUGCAAAGAAGGGAGAAAUACAGUCCAGGACUCCUGGUCCAAGAGGAGUAGAAAAAUCUCAAGAUGAUCUCAACGAUGAAGAGCAAUAUGAAGUGAUAACUCAGGAUGAUAAAGAGCCAUAUGAAUCAGAACCUCGAAUUGAUGGUGAAGAAUUGACUGCAGGUGAUUCAAACACUGUAGAUGAUGAACGCGAACUAGACGAGCCUCUCAGCCACCAAAGUGAGAGAAAGAACAGAGAUUAUGCACAACUUGUGGAGGAAGAACCUGAAGCAGUUAAAGAUGAAACAAGUGUUUUCAAAAAUAAAUUGAGCCUACCCAAGAAGGAAAAAUCUUUGAGUAGCAGCGGUGUCAGGUCCAGAAAAGAAAGCUCUUCUAAUAAUUCUCAAGUUCUAAAUACUGGAAGGUAUUUUGAUCUAGUUGGUGCAACACAAGAUGAUAACAAUGACGCCGAAGAAGUACAUCAAUUAGAAAAUGUUGAUGAUGCCACGAGUGUUGAUUAUACUGAGUCAGUACAAUGUCAAGAAGAUGAAAAUGGGGGAGGACAAAUGCAGGAAUCUGAAUUUCAGCUUCAGCAUGAUGAUAAAGACUUGAAUUUAGGUGGCAAAGCUUCAAACUUGGGAAUGGUUUCUUUGGACGAUGUGCAAGGCAAAGUUGAAGUGUCUGGUCCAUUUGCUAGUGCUCAAGGAAGUAAACAGGCUCUCAACAUAGUUAUGGUUCAUCAUGGUGGGGAUUAUAAAUUUGACAAAGCAAAGGUACAUGAACUGAAAGCCGGCAGUUCAAAGAAAGAGUACUCACAAGAGCGAAAAGAUCGUACUCAGGUACAAGAGGCAGAAAAGCUUUUCAAUCAUGGAAAUACUGGGACUGCUGCAAGCCUUUGUGAUCCAAGCAUGGCAAUGAUUUCUUUUGACGAUGAAGAUGACAAAGUACAAGAGUCAGAGCCAAUUGUCUCAAAUGUAGAUACAUUCUUGGGUCAGCUGCAUGCUACUGGUGGAGGAAUUGAACAGUCACCUAAUUUUUUACAAAAUUUAUCCACCACAAAUGAUGAUGAUCCAGCUGAGGAAUUGAAGAGAGGGUAUGGCAUUUACAAAGGCAAAAAAGCAGAAGUACAUCAGCUGAGCAAAGACUCACGCAUGAUCAAAGGUCAGAUUAUGGUUCCUCGAACAGGAACAAAGCCUCGUAAUUUCGACAAAACGGUGACAGCCAGAAUUGGUGAUAAUCUAGGGAAGGGAUUGGUGUCUCUCGGGGGUGACCAAGAAGGAGGAUCAUAUAAAGAUGGGACAAGUGAAGAUGUGCGCGCCUCCGGUCAUACUAGUAAGGAACCACAACAACUUUUUAAUAUUGUCCGAAGUUUGGCUGCCACAGAUGAAGGUGAUCCAAAUAUAGAACUGGAAAUUUUUGAGGAUGACAAAGAUCAGUUGGAAUUAGAAUAUCCAAACAAAGAGUUGAGCAUCAAAGAAACCUCUCCAGUGGAAUUAGAGCCUUCAGCAGAGGAUCAAAGUGUGUCUGUGACCGGUGAGGAUGAUCCAGACGUGCUACAAUUUCUUAACAAUGAAUUCGACGAAGCACCAGAUUUGUCAAAUAAAGAUGCUCGUCCGGGAAAGCCCCUUUCUCGCCCUCGUGCCACUAAUCUCAGAGGAAAAAGAAGAUCAUGAUUCAAGCCUUUGCUAAAUGCUGUUGCAGUUGCACAAUCUUUGUCAGGUGUCUCACAAGCUCAAUGAAUCAUCUCGUGUGAUUAGGUUCGUCUUCAACCAUGCAUGCGUGUUAUAUUUCAAUUUCGAUAUAUACCUUUAAUAUAUCAAUAAUGGUGUUCGUCCUCCUGGAUGCCUUGUUUGCAGUCAUGUUCUUAUCAAUUUGUUUAGACUAGCCUCUUGCCUGA
Molecule: messenger RNA, 5222 nt
Organism: Argentina anserina (silverweed cinquefoil)
Lineage: Eukaryota; Viridiplantae; Streptophyta; Magnoliopsida; Rosales; Rosaceae
Exons: 3
Coding region: 139-4998 (1619 amino acids)
Source: RefSeq, a predicted model, not a curated record